Molecule: messenger RNA, 1263 nt
Organism: Monoraphidium neglectum
Lineage: Eukaryota; Viridiplantae; Chlorophyta; Chlorophyceae; Sphaeropleales; Selenastraceae
Exons: 1
Coding region: 1-1263 (420 amino acids)
Source: RefSeq, a predicted model, not a curated record
AUGGUGGACGACGCGGAGGAUGUGAAGGCGGCGCAGCUGCUAUUCCGCUCCAUCUACGCGGGUGUCAGGGCCCUUGAGGGCACCAGCCAGGCGUUGGUGCUGUCAGUGCUGCGGCUCGCCGACCGUUUCCAAGUCAAUCAGACCGCCGUGGCAGCUGGGCGGCUCCUGCAGGGAAUCCCGACAGACCAGAUUGAGUGGUCGACGGUUGAGGCUCUCUUCUCGCUGCCGGAGGCGUGCCUGGAGGCGCCUGCUUUUCGCGCGGCGCUGCAAGCAGCCAGGAACAAGCUGCAGCAACAGCUGGGUGACCUUGAUGCGGCGAUGGGCAACGCCGUAAAGCGGCAGCAGCUGCUGUCGCUGCCGCUGACGGCGCUGUGCGCGCUGCUUCGGGAUGACCGCACGCGCGCGUCUUGCGAAGAUACGGCGCUUGCGGUGGCGACAUUUUGGUGCCACAAGCGGUGGGGGGCUAAGGAUCGCGGAGAGGACGGCGCCGCGUUGGGCGAGGAGGGCGAGCGAGAGCUGCAGCACUCAGCGGCGCGGCUCGCCGGCGUCGUGCGGCUGGGGCGGCUGCACCCCGUAGUGCUCCUGACAGUGGCGGCCCGCUCGGCGUGGGUGCAGGCCGCGCUCGCCAGGGAGCAGCUGCUCGAGCUGACCGCUUUUGCAGCCGGCAGCAGAGCUUACAAAGAGGCUCGGCUUCACAAUGGUGGCGGCUUGGUUGAAAUCGAGCCCCAGUGGUUCUACCCCAGCCGGCCGCUCACAGCGGCUUUGGAGGCUCAAUCUGUGAUCGAGGUUUCGGUGGAGCAGCUGAAAGCGGCGACAGAGGCGGUGCUGGCGGUGGCGCGCGACGGAGGCGGCGAGGGGGUCGGAGUCCAGAAGCUGGUGGAGGGGCCGGCGCGGUUCUUCCGCGGCUUCAAGUGGCGCGGGUGCAUCACAAUCGUGCCAGGGGAAGGGCAGCACACCGUGGAGUACAGCGUCGGUCUCGAGCUUGUCGACGAGGGCCGCUUUGACGUGUGCGCAGACCAGCUCAUUGUAUGCAAAGCGACGUUUCUGGCCCUCCAGCGGCCAACUAUCGCCGUGCAGCGCGCUGCACGGCGCUUUGAAAGCAUAUCAGCCAUACACGGAUGCGCGCACCGCAUCGGCCAUGUGUGCCAUUGGGGCGACUUUUGGGGCCUGGGGCCACAGGCGGGGUGGGACCCGGCCGCCUGGCAGGCCAAGGGGCUGCUGCUGGAUGGAGGCAAGGUGAAGGUGCGCCUGACACUGACGUGA